Messenger RNA from Vigna unguiculata (cowpea), 1773 nucleotides. RefSeq lists its product as uncharacterized. NCBI's taxonomy places the organism in Eukaryota, Viridiplantae, Streptophyta, Magnoliopsida, Fabales, Fabaceae. The record is from RefSeq and is a predicted model, not a curated record.
AUGAAACAUCAUCUUGCUGGAACAAAGGAGAAUGUCAUUGCUUGUACAUCUGUUCCUGAUGAUGUUAGAGCAAUGUUUUUGAAGUUAUUAGAAGAUAAAGAAAAAAUAAAAGAAGCAAAUCGGGUAGACUGUUUUGAAGAAACAGAUAUUCAAUGUAGUAAGAAGGGAAAACAAGGAGUUGCAAAACAGACAACCAUAAAUGAAAUGUUUAAAGAUAGAGAGUUGGUGAUUCAAGAUAUUUGCAACUGCAUAUAUGGGAAUGCUUUGCCAUUUAAUUUGGUAAGAAGCUCCUUAUUUACCCAAAUGUUGAAAUAUGUUGGGGAAUAUGGAAAGGGUUUAAAGCCUCCAACUUAUCAUGAAGUUAGAGUAUCUUAUCUGAAAAAAGCGGUUGACAAUAUCCAAGCUAGUUUGGAGAAAUAUAAGGUUGAAUGGAAAAAAUGGGGAUGUACUUUGAUGUGUGAUGGUUGGACAGAUGGAAAAGGGAGGUCUCUUACCAACUUUUUAGUUAAUAGUCCAAGCGGAACAGUGUUCUUAAAAUCUGUUGAUACCAGUAAUCUGAUCAAGGAUGCUAAACAAAUGUUUGAAUUGUUAGAUUCUCUGAUUGAAGAAAUUGGGGAGGAUAAUGUCGUGCAAGUUGUGACAGAUGGUGCUUCUAAUUUUGUGGCAGCAGGAAAGAUGUUAGAAGAGAAGAGAACUAAACUAUUUUGGUCUCCGUGUGCAGCUCAUUGUCUUGACUUAAUUCUUGAAGACAUUGGUGAACUUCCAGUAUUUUACAAUACGAUUGCAAAUGCAAAAAAAGUCAUAACUUUCAUUUAUAGACACACAUGGGUCCUAAAUUUAUAUAGAAAAUAUUCUAAAGGAAAAGAAUUAGCUCGACCAGCAGUCACAAGAUUUGCAACUGCUUUUCUAACCCUUCAGUGUAUAGCACAACAGAAAAAUGCUCUUCGAGGUAUGUUUGUUUCAGAAGCAUGGACAACUAGUAAACAUGCUAGUAAGACUGAAGGUAAACAAGUAGUGAGCAUUGUUUUAUCUGAUGUUAGAUUUUGGAAAUCUAUUCAAUAUUGCCUGAAGUGUGUCACUUCACUUGUAAAAAUACUAAGGCUUGUGGAUGGAGACUCAAAACCUGCAAUGCCAUAUAUUUAUGAAGCUAUGGAUAGAGCUAAAGAGCAAAUAGCUGCAAAUUUCAAGAAUGAAGAAUCUCGUUAUAAAAAGGUGUGGAAAAUAAUUGAUACUCGUUGGAAUUUGCAGUUACAUAGACCUCUUCAUGCUGCUUACUACCUUAAUCCUAAAUUUCAUUAUGACAAAAACUUCAAUCCAGAUGAAGAGGUUUCAUAUGGUUUGUAUGAGACCAUAGAAAAAAUGAUCCCUGAUAGAAGGAUUAGAUUUCAACUUGAUCAACAACUUGAUAGAUUUAAGAAAGCCCAAGGAUUAUUUGGAAGAAGCAUGGCAAUUGACACUAGGGAUAAGAAGCAACCUGAUGAUGAGUGGAUUACUGAAAAAGAGGAUCCUUGUCUACCAAACGAUGUUUCAUGGAUGGAUAUACAUGAAUCUUUUACUCUUGAAGAGGGAGCUCCAAGCCAGAAAAGGAAGAGGGGUCCAAGAAACUUAAACAUAAAGGGAAAAUCUACUACACCAGCAAAUGAUGAUGGAAUUGAAGGGAUGGUUGAAGAAGUUGAGGAAGAGGAUGAAGAAGAUGAAGAUGAGUUGCCACAAAAUGUUAUAUUAGAUGAAGAAGAUGAUCUAAGUGAUAUUGAUCUUGGAGAUGAUGAAUGA